AUGUUCGUGCUCACAUACGGAUGGUCUAGACAAUUUUUCUGGCGAACAACAAGCUUCGUCACCCAUAGGCUCAAAUCAUCAAGCACAAAUGCCGAUGCAAUCGUGCCGAAAAGAAAAUAUAUCAAAAAGCAAAAGCCAAUCGACCUUACAGGUGCAUUGAAGGGUACGUUUCGAAUUGUACCGAAUGACAAAGAAAUCAAGUCUUUCGGCAGCGAAGAUGACGGCACGUCUAUCCCAACAUCUCGUCCUAGUAAGGUGGACAAGCGCUAUGUGAAGGAAUUGGACAACAACGUGUUGAGCAAAGGCGUGAGAAGAGCUAUCAACUUGUCCAACCAGGAGAAGAAGAAAGACCUUAUACACGAUGACGACGAGAAGGAUACUAGUCCCUCUGGAUCUAAGGGACCGGUUCCAGUGAUACCAGACGUUAAUAGAGUCUCGAGACACGUUAAGUCCCCAGCUUCAAAGCCACGGAUCCCAUCUCCCAAAGUUAUAUUUGAAAACAAAAAUUCACACUGUGUUUUACUGGGAAAGACAGACCUGGAUAUAAGAUUACAGCAGGCAGAGAAGUUGGAUCAUAAAAAUAUACCAAAGUUGGCACAUAAUCUUGACAAAUCGUUGUUCUCGCCUGGAGUUCACUUCCUUCAGGAUCCUAGAACCAGAGUUUACAACUUUCCUCCAUUUUUGAAGAAGAUCAUCAAAUACAAAGAUUUCAAUUUCAAUGCCAUCAGCACUUUUCAAAGGGUAUCGAAAGAUCAGACUCUCCUCAAGAUGGCCGAGAAGCACAAAAAGAAAUAUUACUCUUCUACUUCAUCCAUGACAGCUACAUUUAUUCAGUUUUAUCUUUUACUAAACAAUUACGAUCCUCUUAAGACAAGCAGAUUUAACUUCACCCCGUUCUCUGGGCUUGUUAACUCAUUACCCAGCUCGUCAAUUAUUCAACCAAGAACGAACGCUUCUGGUAAAAUAUACUCCAUCGAAUCGGAUAAAUCCAACGACAAUGAAAUAUUGUUGUCUGCGAUGGGACAUUGCUUGGAGACCUUAUUAACCACCGAAGAAAAGGAGUUUGAAAGAUUUAACAAGAAUAGUUCCGAUCCAGUAUCUGCACAAGAGCAGCUCGAAAAUGUGUACAACUAUGCUGGCAUUGGGAAGUUUUUGUUGCGGUCCCAGUUGGAUUGCUACGACUCGAGGUUGCCAGGAAACGGUACUUUUGAUCUCAAGACGAGGGCUGCUUGUUCCAUUAGAUACGAUAGCUCCAAUCCCGACAUCGAGGAGAACAACUACCAGAUUUGGCGAUUAAACGGAGAGUAUGAGUCGUUUGAGAAGGAGUACCGGGACUUGGUGCGGACGGGUGCGUUGUUGAAGUACUCGUUCCAAGCCCGGAUUGGGCAGAUGGACGGCAUUUACGUGGCGUACCACAACAUCAACUCGUUUUUUGGGUUCCAGUACUUUCCAUUACAGCAGCUCGACGAGGUGUUCUACAACCACGAAGGUGUGGAGAAGUACAAGCACCGCAUUCCCGAGAAUUUGCUGGAAUUGGACCCAGAAGCCAUUGAUCUCAGCCACUUGAACGAUGGCCUCCCCACGUACGUGGCUGAACGCCAGUUCGCCAUGUCCAUGCACAUCUACCAGGACUUGUUGGACACCAUAGUCCAGGGCCUUCCUGACACCGGGUUCCGGAUGGUGAUGAAGAGCACGCCCAUUAGCCGCAAUGCAGCCACCAGGCUCUACGUGUACGCCGUGCCAGUCACAGACUCCGAUAUUAAGAAUUUGCAAUCGUUUCCUGACAGUUUCCGCACCAGUUUCAAGGAAAAUAUUCUGGCUGGAGAGCGGGCGCAAAAUCUCCAGGCUCACUGCGACCGUCUCAAGCGAUUCAACGAGCAGACCACCGCCAAAAAGACUGUCCACUCCUACUACGUUGACAUCGAUGGUCACACCAUCGAUGGCAAGGCAGUGACCACGCGCUGCCCGUACCCUCAACGGGUUGGUGCUGAGUGGACUGUCAAUUACACCAUCCACAAAAUGGAUAAUUCCAAUGAAAAAGUGCAGGCACGUAGUCGCAAGGAGUACGUGGACAUGCUAGCGACCGCAGCAGAAACCAUCACCAUUGGGACGUCUAAGAGGGACCAGACGAAAGGCGAGCUGCGAGAGGACGUUGUGAGGACCUACUCUAAGAUCGGCCAGGCGCGGGCCCGCGCAUGGGCUGAGAAGGACGCAGAGGCAGUGGUGUACACCCAUAGCGAUAAGGUGACGUAG
Molecule: messenger RNA, 2253 nt
Organism: Suhomyces tanzawaensis NRRL Y-17324
Lineage: Eukaryota; Fungi; Ascomycota; Pichiomycetes; Serinales; Debaryomycetaceae
Gene: PET127
Product: Pet127p
Exons: 2
Coding region: 1-2253 (750 amino acids)
Biological process (GO): mitochondrial RNA 5'-end processing
Cellular component (GO): mitochondrial envelope; mitochondrion
Source: RefSeq, a predicted model, not a curated record